AUGUCUUUACCAAUUGAUUCGAUAGACGCUGAAAAGCAACUCGACACAGUAACAAGGUCAUCACGACCAACGUCGCCCUCGGAUUUAGAUUCUGACAGUUCCAAAGUCAUUGGCUGCUUAGCAUAUGUGCCCGUUGUUCUGGGCCGUAAUACUUCGAGAUUCACUCGACUACUACGACACAAUGUCAUUGGCAAGAUCCUGCUGAUACUAGGGUCGGGUUAUUUCAUCACCAUUGCCAUGCUGUACAUGUUUUCUUCAGACGUGUACCCAUCAACCGACUCUCUCAAGGCAUUGUUUGAAACAGGUUCUAACGCCAAUUCAGCACCAGUCGAACCAAAACCAAUUGAAGAUGGUCGAUUCGACCCUCGAGCCAUUGUCACUGCUCUCAGAGCUACUUCGACUGACGAAGUAUCGGUAUUUGACUGGGGUGACUGGCUCGACCUGUCCGAAGUCAAGGGAUAUGCCGAGACGAGUGAGAGCUCUAAAUUCAACUGGCUGUCCAAGACAGUCCCUCUUAGUGAAGUCAACUUUCCUCCACGUAGUAAAGCCGACGAGAAGGAACAGGCCUUUGUUGGUAAGCUUUAUCUCGAUAACUUUGCUCGUGUUCCUAGUCAAGUCAUUAUGGUUGGUGAAGCCAGAGCUACUUAUGCUAUGAGAGCCAAAGACGCCUCAAGAAACCACGUCGACUACUCUGAGCAACCAGAGCCUGAAGAGACUGAGCAACAGAAACAAGAUCGUGAAAAGGGCGAGGAAGAAGACCGCAAACAAGAAGCAGAGAUGAAUAAGAAGAAGCAAGAUCGUGAGAACCGUAGAAAGGAAGCCGAGGAAAAGAGAAAGAAGCUCGGCGAAGAGAAAAAGGAAGAGAAGAAAGAAGACGAAACUGCUGACAAGACUAAACGUGACGACGAAACCGAGGUCGAUCUUGAAAAUAUUCCUGUUGUGUCUCAAGUGCCCGAUGCUCCAAGUCCCCGCAUUAUCAACAUGACUCCAGCUGAAAUGGCUAAGGAAAAGGCUCGUGUGUUCCCUCCUCUGUUACCAGCACUUGCUAAUGGUACUUUGGAAGACAAAGUUGCCGUCACCCUCAAUGCCAGCAUGUUCACACUCGAUCUUGCUGCCUUGCAAAAAACCGGAGUCAACUCGUCACCACUGGAAAUCAAGCACGCCGAGAUGAUUAAGAAAGCCCGUAAAUAUGUUGGCACCUCAUCCAAGCACUUCUACGAGGUCUUGUUGACCAAUGAUCCAUAUGGACACGGUACUCACUACGACUGGAGAUUUUUCAACCUGGUUCGUCUUGGAAACGAGCACGAAGCUGUCAUGCACCAUUUGAUGCGAGCCUGGUCUAUGUUUGCUGACCAAGAAGGCAUUGCCUCGUGGAUUUCUCACGGUUCGCUUAUUGGUUGGUACUGGAACGGUAUUUCGAUGCCAUGGGAUUCUGACAAUGAUGUCCAAAUGCCUAUUGUCGAGCUCGACCGAUUUGCCCAGCUGUAUAACGGCACCUUGGUCGUUGAAGACGAAAAGGAAGGUACUGGCAGAUACUACAUUGAUGUUGGUCCCUGGUACGUGAGCCGUCAUAAGGGCAAUGGUCGCAACGUUAUCGACGCUAGAUUCAUCGAUAUCCGAUCCGGUAUCUACAUUGACAUCACCGGUUUGGCCCAGACAGACCGACCUGGUCAGUUUGCAUGCAAAAACAACCAUUACUAUCACCACGACUGGCUCAGUCCCAUGCGUAGAACUCUUUACGAAGGUGCCGAAACCUAUGUUCCCAACAUGUACGAAGCAGUCCUGCGAGACGAAUACAACAAGUACCGUCAAUCUACAUUCAAGGACUGGUCGUUCAACCGUGAUUUGAGACUAUGGGUCCCCACCAAGAAAUGCGCCAAGUUCAACGUCCCAUCGCUCAAAUUCGACGAGAACAACGAUCUCAACCUGUACGGAGCUUGUAACGACGCCAAUAUCUACAAAGAAUAUACCCUAACAAAAGAAGUGUCACGUGAACACGCCAACGAGAUGGAUAUCUACAAUCGCAUGGACAUCGUCAACAAAAACGGCAAGAACAUGUUUGUCGACACCGACGAGACGAGAGCUCUAUUUGCAGACGAGUUCCGCGUCUACUACCCACCUCUGCGAGCCGAUCCUGGCAUUUCGGCCGAUAAGUCCUGGCAGCAUUAA
Messenger RNA from Sugiyamaella lignohabitans, 2169 nucleotides. RefSeq names its product Mnn4p (gene MNN4). Bases 1 to 2169 code for a protein of 722 amino acids. NCBI's taxonomy places the organism in Eukaryota, Fungi, Ascomycota, Dipodascomycetes, Dipodascales, Trichomonascaceae. The record is from RefSeq and is a predicted model, not a curated record. The transcript has a single exon.